Fusarium verticillioides 7600 is the source of this 1110-nucleotide messenger RNA. The record is from the annotation of a RefSeq genome assembly. Lineage: Eukaryota; Fungi; Ascomycota; Sordariomycetes; Hypocreales; Nectriaceae.
AUGAAUUAUUCACCUACUAUUAUUUCAAUAAUUGAAAAUAUUAUAUUGAUGUUACCCGCUUUAUUAGUGGUUGCUUAUGUUACUGUAGCCGAAAGAAAGACUAUGGCCAGUAUGCAAAGAAGACUUGGUCCUAAUGCUGUAGGAUACUAUGGUCUAUUGCAAGCAUUCGCAGAUGCUUUAAAAUUAAUCUUAAAAGAAUAUGUAGCCCCUACACAAGCUAAUUUAAUACUAUUUUUCUUAGGACCUAUAGUGACAUUAAUAUUUGCUUUAUUAGGUUAUGCAGUUAUUCCUUACGGUCCUGGACUAUCACUAGGGGAUAUGGAAUUAGGAAUAUUGUAUAUGUUAGCUGUUUCAUCUUUAGCUACUUAUGGUAUUUUACUUGCAGGAUGAAGUGCUAAUAGUAAGUAUGCUUUCUUAGGAUCUUUAAGAAGUACAGCUCAAUUAAUUAGCUACGAAUUAGUGUUAAGUUCUGUAUUAUUAAUAAUAAUAAUGAUAACAAAUAGCCUAAAUUUAAAUAUAAAUGUACAAUUCCAAAAAAUAGUAUGAUUAGCUUUACCCCUAUUAUGUAUAUUAAUAAUAUUCUUUAUAGGAUCUGUGGCAGAGACUAAUAGAGCACCGUUUGAUUUAGCAGAGGCUGAAUCUGAGCUGGUAAGUGGAUUUAUGACAGAACACGCAGCAGUAAUAUUUGUCUUUUUCUUCUUAGCUGAAUAUGCUAGUAUUGUAUUAAUGUGUAUAUUUACUAGUAUUUUAUUUUUAGGUGGUUAUUUAUUAGAAUUUGACAUUGUAUAUUGAUUUGAUUUAUUUAAUUAUGUAUAUGCAUAUAUUUUUGAUAUAAACUGAGUUACAUCUCUAGAAUAUUUUAAAUUAAGAGAAAUUUUAACUAGUUCUUCUGUAGAUGCCUUUUUACAUAGUAUAACUUUAGGUAUAAAAAGCUCAAUAAUGAUAUUUAUAUUUAUCUGGGUAAGAGCCUCUUUCCCUAGAAUUAGAUUUGACCAGUUAAUGUCAUUCUGUUGAACUGUGCUAUUACCAAUUUUAUUUGCUUUUAUAAUAUUAAUUCCUUGUUUAUUAUAUAUAUUUGGAAUAACUGUUGUAAAUGUGAACAUGUUUUAG